UGGCCAGGAACUCUUGCAGAAAUAAUAAUCGUCUCUUUUGAAGUUUUCUUUACAGUGGGAAUUGCCUUACAAUUAUGGCUAGGAUUGUCAGUGUGUUUAUAGCUCUUUUCGCUUCAAGCCUGCCAGGUGUGCAGAAGGUGACAGGACAAGUCGAAACGCCCUCGGACAUAGUAUUUGGUACCGCUUCUACGCCUUCUCCGACUGGCGCGCCGUGCACGCCGCUGCUGUUUGACCAGCGCCAGUAUCGCCUACAAACCACUGAGAGCUUCAUCGGCGUGCUGACGGUGUUGAUUCCGGCGGCCAACUCGGGUGUGAGCGGCUACAACGUGCGCACGCCCGGCUACGAGUCAAGCCUUAUUCUGAACAACAUCACAGGAAUAUUGCAGAAGGCUCGCAAGAUGCCAUACCAGCGGGCUGGCCUGGGAGCAAAACAUCGGCUCACCGGCCAGCUACAGCGAAACUGGCGUCCAGGGAGCGCCCGGCCGAUCUGA
Messenger RNA from Amphibalanus amphitrite, 491 nucleotides. RefSeq lists its product as uncharacterized. The record is from RefSeq and is a predicted model, not a curated record. The transcript is spliced from 5 exons. NCBI's taxonomy places the organism in Eukaryota, Metazoa, Arthropoda, Thecostraca, Balanomorpha, Balanidae. The coding region runs from base 75 to 491 and encodes 138 amino acids.